GGCGCUGUUCACCGUUAAACCACGAUCCUUGAUUUCACGACAGCCGUAUUCUGACUCUGAGUAAACAAGAUGGCGUCCGGUAGCGGGUCCAGCAAGAACGACUUCCGUCGGAAGUGGGACAAAGACGAGUAUGAAAACCUCGCUCAGAAACGUCUGGCUGAAGAGCGAGACCGAGAGCGGCGAGAUGGGAAAACGGCGCCCCCGGUUAAGCGGGACCUCCUGCGUCACAGAGACUAUAAGGUGGAUCUGGAGUCCAAACUGGGGAAGACCAUUGUUAUCACGAAGACGACUCCUCAGGCCGAGAUGGGCGGCUAUUACUGUAACGUCUGUGACUGUGUGGUGAAGGACUCCAUCAACUUCCUGGACCACAUCAACGGGAAGAAACACCAGAGGAACCUGGGCAUGUCCAUGAGGGUGGAGCGCUCGUCUCUGGAUCAGGUCAAGAAACGCUUCGAGGUCAACAAGAAGAAGAUGGAGGAGAAGCAGAAGGAGUACGACUUUGAGGAGAGGAUGAAGGAGCUGAGAGAGGAGGAGGAGAAGGCGAAGGCAUAUAAGAAGGAGAAGCAGAAGGAGAGGAAGCGGCGUGCUGAGGAUGACGUGGACUUUGAGGAGGAUGAUGAGAUGGCGGCCGUGAUGGGCUUUUCAGGUUUCGGCUCGUCUAAGAAGAGUCACUGACGCUGUCCACUUCACCUCCGCCGUGAAGACCGCCAUGCUCUGGGCUGGGGAACCGGUUGUAGCUCCGCCCACCACAGUCAGCUGGACUUACAGACCAUAAGGAGGAUGGAGGAGUCUGUUAUCCCCCAGUCCUGGUUCAGACUUUUACCUCCAAAUCUUCUUUAUUUUCUACAUCCAGGCUUUUAUUUUGGUAGUUUGAUCCUCCGCUCUGGUCUUUGUUUUAAUCACCUGGCAGGUCAAAGGUCAGGGAGCAAACGUUGAGUUGAUUUUGUCUGCAGGAAAACGCUGACCUGCUGUUUCCAUAUUCCCGUCUGUGCAGCAUUCUGUCCAUGCUGCACCUUUCAGAGAAAACCAUACCUUUUCUAGUUAGUGCUGGUAACAUACGGAGGUAAACUGUGGCAUGGACGGGACGCUGCAGACAUGGAUGGCGUGGAAAUGAUCAGGGUUAGAGGGGAAAGGUUUAAGAGGAGGAACGCUGAACAGAAAGGAAAACGAGACCAAAUGAGAAAGUGUCCAUGUUAUUGUGAGUAAAUUAGGAGUUUAUCUGUAGAUCAAAUGUUUAUUUUCACUAGAAUCUUCUCGUCUUUCCUCCCUCAUGGAUGUAGUCUACAUUAAAUCAGUGCAGAGUCUCUGGUGUCAGCAGAUCGUUGUCAGACAUGAAGAAACCCAUCUGUUGUGUCUGGAGGAAACUUUGUUUGCUAAUUCUCAUUUUAAUAAACAUCUUUUUUUAUA
This is a messenger RNA of Cheilinus undulatus (humphead wrasse), 1407 nucleotides long. RefSeq names its product zinc finger, matrin-type 2 (gene zmat2). The record is from RefSeq and is a predicted model, not a curated record. The transcript has 6 exons. Gene Ontology annotation, biological process: mRNA splicing, via spliceosome. The coding region runs from base 70 to 675 and encodes 201 amino acids. Lineage: Eukaryota; Metazoa; Chordata; Actinopteri; Labriformes; Labridae. Gene Ontology annotation, cellular component: spliceosomal complex; U4/U6 x U5 tri-snRNP complex. Gene Ontology annotation, molecular function: zinc ion binding; nucleic acid binding.